Artibeus jamaicensis (Jamaican fruit-eating bat) is the source of this 1154-nucleotide messenger RNA. It is a transcript of the gene CLEC3B, whose product is annotated as C-type lectin domain family 3 member B. The transcript has 3 exons. Bases 506 to 1114 code for a protein of 202 amino acids. Gene Ontology annotation, biological process: bone mineralization; ossification. The record is from RefSeq and is a predicted model, not a curated record. Lineage: Eukaryota; Metazoa; Chordata; Mammalia; Chiroptera; Phyllostomidae.
AACGAACAUUCUGACCCGUCAGGCGGCCAGCCCCCAGGUCUCAGAACUGUUCCGGAGCCGCCGUGCUCCUGACAUCUGGGUGGCUCAGGUGAGUCCUGCAGCCUCGCUGGGCCUCAGUUUCCUCGACAGUAAAAUGGGGAAAUGGCCGGACUUCCCUCAUGUUCCUGCUGGGAGGCCUCUCUGAGCUAAUGCCCAGAACAGAACGGAGUUGCCCAAGGUGUGAGCUCAGGACCAUCUUGUGUCUUUCAGAGUCCUAGAAAACAAGGACUGUUGGGGAAGGCCGGCCCGCCCCGCAUGCUGGGUGGGCGUUCCCGGGGAGGCCAGGCUCUGUGGCUCCCCGGCCCCCCCUUUGCAGGCUUUUUGUUUUGUUUUGUUUGGGCACGCCCGCGGCCCAGGCUGGGAGGGUUUCCUGGACAGAGGUCCUCGAGGCAGCUGCUGGAGACACGCAGCCCUGUCCCCGGCCGCCGCUGCUCUGCUCUGACCCAGGCGCCGCACAGGCAGCAGCAUGGAGCUCUGGGGGGCCUACCUGCUUCUCUGCCUCUUCGCCCUCCUGCCCCAGGCCACCACCGAGCCCCCGUCCCAAAAGGUCAAGAAGUCCGCAAAUGUCAAGAAAGAUGUCGUGAGCCCGAAGAUGUUUGAGGAGCUCAAGAGCCAGCUGGACAGCCUGGCCCAGGAGGUGGCCCUGCUGAAGGAGCAGCAGGCCCUGCAGACGGUCUGCCUGAAGGGCACCAAGGUGCACAUGAAGUGCUUCCUGGCCUUCACCCAGGCGAAGACCUUCCACGAGGCCAGUGAGGACUGCAUCUCCCGCGGGGGCACGCUGGGCACCCCGCAGACGGGCUCGGAGAACGACGCGCUGUACGAGUACCUGCGCCAGAGCCUGGGCGGCGACGCCGAGAUCUGGCUGGGCCUCAAUGACAUGGCGGUGGAGGGCGCCUGGGUGGACAUGACCGGCGGCCACAUCACGUACAAGAACUGGGAGACGGAGAUCACGGAGCAGCCCGACGGCGGCAAGGGCGAGAACUGCGCCGCGCUGUCGGGCACGGCCAACGGCAAGUGGUUCGACAAGCGCUGCCGCGACAAGCUGCCCUACAUCUGCCAGUUUGCCAUCGUGUAGCCCCGGGGACCCGGAGGAGGGGCUGCAUGCUGCCGCUGGG